AUGAAUCCUUCCCAGGACACUGGCUCUGGUGGCAUUUAUGAAGAGAGGAAACUUUAUGUUGUGGAUUCCAUAAAUGAUUUGCACAAACUAAACCUCUGUCCUGCUAGACCACAGCAUCAUUUUCGUAUGUGGGAGAAGAACCCAGGCUUUGGCGUUAACUCAGGGGAUGGACGUCGCAGUCUACUUCUUGUGGGGCUGAUAAUUGUGCUGAUAGUCAGCCUGGCACUGGUUACCUUCGUGAUAUUUCUAGUAGUUCAAACUGGAAGCCAGAUGGAAGAUGUGUCAAGAAGAUUAACAGUUGAGAGAAAGGACAUAGAUGAUCUUAAGAAACUUAACAACCUGAUUGUAAAGCGACUCAACCAGCUGGAAUCUGAACAGAACUGA
Molecule: messenger RNA, 384 nt
Organism: Condylura cristata (star-nosed mole)
Lineage: Eukaryota; Metazoa; Chordata; Mammalia; Eulipotyphla; Talpidae
Gene: LSMEM1
Product: leucine-rich single-pass membrane protein 1
Exons: 3
Coding region: 1-384 (127 amino acids)
Source: RefSeq, a predicted model, not a curated record